Lactuca sativa (garden lettuce) is the source of this 4469-nucleotide messenger RNA. Its product is annotated as receptor-like protein EIX2. The record is from RefSeq and is a predicted model, not a curated record. Gene Ontology annotation, molecular function: protein binding. Lineage: Eukaryota; Viridiplantae; Streptophyta; Magnoliopsida; Asterales; Asteraceae.
UCUUUCUUAAACUUACACUAAUUUUUUUCUUGUAAGCUUAUAAGUCCGUUUUUCCGAAAUUCUACGAAGUUUAGCCUGUGUACAUUGGUUGAUUGAUGCUAAUUGCUAUGUGAGACUCUUAGUUUAAUAUUUCUCUUUAUAUUUUAUUUUCCGUAGUGUAAUUUUAAUAGAUCUCAUCGUUUCUGAUAGUAUUCAGUUAGCUAUAAAUUAAUGAAUGAAUCAAAAGUAGUUGUUGUUUUGUCCUUAUGUUUCUCUUAGAUUCUGAUAUCAGAUCCAAAAAUCGAGAAGGAAGAUUCUUAUGACAUAAAAAAAAGUUGUACUGCUGUCUAAAUCGGUCUAGAGCAUUUCUUACUUUAUAAAAAAGAAAGACGUCUUUCUUUUUAUCUUAUUGAGUCAGCAUUGAAUUCUUUUUACAUUAUUGAGUCAAUCAGUGCAUUCUUUUUACAUGAGUCACAUUGCUUUCUUUUUACAUUAUUGUUUCAAUCAGUGCAUUCUCUUCAAUUCUCCAUAAUGCCUUCUUCACUUCCCAUGGGAUUUCAGUAUUCUAAAAUGAUAAUAUUAUAAUUAAAUGUUAUUUUUUUGUUGUAAUUUUAUGAACUAUCUAAAUGUGAAACUAAAAAAAAAAACCCUUGUACAGAUAUUUUUAUUAAAUAAUAGAACUCUAUUUUUGGUUAGUAAGUAAAAUAUAAUUAUUGUAAUUGUUGAGUUGUGGAAUAUUUUUUCCUGGCUCUUGAGUUGGGGUGUGAUGGUUGAUGGAAGGACUUGGAGGGAUGGAGAGCCUUGAAUGUAAGACGACCUGAUUGUAUGAAGCAUGUAACCCUUGUGUUCUUUAUUAUUAUCGCAUCAGUUACAUGUUUGUGUGUGUGUUGAUCGUAAUCAUAAGCAUUAAUGUACAUGAACUAUAAUUAUACAAAAGAGGUUUCGAAAAAUAAAUUUAUUAGGCUUAGAUGAAAUAUUUUCUUCUCAAAUUUGUAUUUUUCGGGAUGGUUAUUUUGAUGGAUUUGAUUUUGUUAUAAUGCAAAUGACUUAAAGAGGGUGUGGAUGAGAAAUUGGUGUUGGUUGCAAAAUGCUUUACAUAGUCAUUACAUUCUUAGACCCAAAUCGUCAUAUCCGUGUAUUUCAUGGAUGGCUACUCUAUCUGAUUCCAUCAUUUUGUUCUUUUUUAGAAUUAUAUCACAUAAUUUGAUGACCAAAAAAUAUCAGAAUAUUGGAAAAGAUAUUAAUAUUAAAUACAAAUUUUCAAUACUUGCAAGUCUUUGAAGGUUUACUUUGGGCCAAUUUAAAUUUCAUGGAAAGUAAGUGUUGUAUGCCCCAUGCAAAUAGGCCACCAAUUUGAGUACAUCCACUUUAACAAUUCAUUCACAGUUAUCACUAUAUAAACCUUAAUCUUCAUAGGGACAUCUUGGUACAUACAUCAACACAAACAAAAAUCUGUAUUACCAUGAUGCAUCCUUGUGUUUUUAUAAUUUUUUCACUUGUCUUGCUACGCCUUCAGAAUACAACUGCCAACCAAUUGUUAGCAGUGGAAGGAGGAGGAGGAGAUGAUAAAUGUGCUGCAAAAAAGUGUUUGGAUAAGGAGAGGGAUGCUCUCCUUCAAUUCAAAGCAAACCUUCAAGACCCUGAUGGUAGUCUCUCUACGUGGAGACCUGAAGAUGAUGACUGCUGUGCAUGGGAAGGAGUCAUAUGUGACGACCAAACAGGUCAUCAUGUCACAGGGCUUCAUAUUCCCUCCGCUGGUCUUGAAGGUGAGAUUAGCCAUUCGUUGGUUAACUUAACCUACUUGAAUCGUCUUCAUCUUUCCUUCAAUUCUUUUCAUGGAACCAUUCCCAGGUCCAUUGGUUUCAUGACCGAAUUAAGGUACCUUGACCUUUCCUACAACUCCUUUUAUGGAACCAUUCCUCCAGAGUUUGGAAACCUCACCAACUUGCAGCGGCUUUCCCUUGAAGAUGUUGGAAUAUGUAGAAGUGAAAGCCUAGAAUGGUUGUCCCAUCUAUCUCAUUUGGAGGAACUUGCUAUGGGUGGGAUUUCCCUUGCCAAAGCAAACCAGUUGGUAAAUAUGAUUUCGACUCUCCCAAAACUAUCAUUUUUAAGUUUAGAUGGAUGUGAGCUCUCACUGGUCGUGCAUCCAUAUUCUUCUUCAUUUCUCAACUCUUCUUCUUCAUCUAUUCAUACCCUUUCUCUCAGAAACAAUAAUCUCACCUCAUCCAUGUAUCGUUGGUUGUUUCCCUUAACAAGUAAUAAGCUUCGUUUUCUUUCUCUCUCUGGGAACAUGUUAGAUGGGUUACCCAAAUAUCUUGGUAACCUCUGUAGUUUGGAAGGUUUGUACUUCAAUUAUAACUCUGAUGUUGUCAACUUUCCUUCUUUUCUGUACAACUUGUCUGGAUGCACAUCACUUACAUUACAAAGCUUGUAUGCUGAAAGAAGCCAAUUUACAGGGUCUUUCUCUGAUGACAUCCAAAAGUUUAGUUCCCUUAUAAGAUUGCUCCUAGCAGAUAAUCACAUAAAUGGAACCAUAAGCAAGAAAUUUUGGGAACUAUCCAACCUUAAACAUAUUGACCUUUCUCAAAAUCAUCUUAGUGGUGCCAUCUUUGAAAACAUUGGAAACUCGAUGGCUUCUAUUAUAAAUCUUUCAAAAAACCCACUCCAAGGAGUUCCUUCCACAGAUCAUAUGUCAAACCUUUCUUAUGUAAAGCAGCUUGAUCUGAGCUCUUGCAACCUAGGGCCUCACUUCCGCAGAUGGAUUCAAAAACUGGAAAAACUAACCCGUCUUGAUAUUUCUAAUACUAGAAUUUCAGACACAGUUCCUCCAGAAUUUUGGAACAUGCAAUUUAGAUAUUUGAAUAUCUCUUUCAACAACAUCAGUGGGCAAGUAUCAGAUUUAUCAUCAAGAGAUUUUGCCAAAACGAUAGAUUUGAGUUCUAACAGCUUUUACGGUCCAAUACCGCAUCUUCCUCCCUGUUUGGCAUCAUUAAAUCUUUCAAGAAACAAAUUCUCUGGAGGAAUCUCCUUCAUAUGCCAAUUUGUCGAUGGGCUUUUACAAUUUCUUGACCUCUCCCAUAAUUCUCUAAUCGGACAAAUUCCAGACUGUUUGUGGCAUUUCAAAGAACUAAAAGUUCUCAAUCUAGGUCACAACAGUCUAUCCGGAAGGCUUCCUCCCUCUAUUGGAUCUUUAAUAGAACUCGAGGUGUUGUAUUUAUACAAGAACAGCUUCUCUGGACAAUUGCCUUUGUCUCUAAAGAAUUGCACCAACUUAAACUUCUUGGAUUUGGGGGCCAACAGAUUCUCUGGCAACUUGCCUGCUUGGAUUGGGGAAAACUUAUCGGGGUUGUAUGCUCUUAUCCUAAGAUCAAACAACUUCUUUGGAACCAUCCCUUUACAAGUAUGUCAAUUACCGAACCUUCAAAUUUUAGACUUUUCGAGGAACAAUCUCCAUGGAAGCAUCCCCUCGUGUUUGAGUAAUCUUACAAGAAUGGCUCAAGAAGGACUCUUACCGCCACCAAACGUGCAUCCCUAUACAGCUCCAUCAUAUUCACAUCGAUAUCUUUCAUAUACACCUAAAAUGUACAAUGGCACUAGAGAGGAGUAUGAUGAAGAGGAGUAUGUUGACCAUGCGAUGAUCGAGUGGCAAGGAGACGAGCGUGAAUUCACCCGUAAUCUGGGAUUGUUGAAGAGCAUUGACCUGUCAAGCAACAAUUUAACAGGAAACAUCCCACAUGAACUCACCAAUCUUCAUGAACUGCUUGCCUUGAACUUGUCAAAGAACGCUCUACUUGGAGAGAUUCCACAGCAACUUGGUGAGAUGAAAAAUCUUUUAGCUUUGGAUUUAUCUAGAAAUAGUUUAUCAGGAGGGAUACCAACCAGCAUGUCUCAGAUGACGUCAUUGUGUUACCUAGACGUGUCGUGUAAUAACUUGUCAGGGAGAAUCCCAUCCAGCACUCAACUCCAAUCCUUUCAACCUUCAAGAUACGAUGGAAAUGCAGGACUCUGUGGACCUCCCCUUUCCAGAAAAUGUCCAGGAGAUGAAGAAUCACAAUUUGGUAAAAGUGAGGGUGAUGAGGAAGACAUAGAUGAAGAUUGGGGGUGGUUCUAUAUUGGAGGGGGAACUGGUUUUGCUACUGGAUUUUGGAUAGCAUGUGGGGCUCUACUUCUCAACCGUCGUGGGAGGCAUGCAUUUUUUCAGUUUUAUGAUAACUUCAAAGAUUGGGUUUAUGUGAAGGUGGUGGUGUUCAUUGCAAAAUUGUGGUGGAUUGCACAUAUGUAGUUGUCUAUAUUUAAUUCUUCUUUCCCGUUAUGUAUGUUGCUUCACAAAACCUAUUACUGUUCUUAUUUUAGGACUAGAGGUAUAUAGUAAUGUUAGACCAUGUUUCACUUAUACUUGGCAGGGGUUUUUAAGUCCCAUUUAUGAAUAAAAUUACCAUCAACACCAUGGGUGGCAAUUUCCCGUUGUGUGGAAUGCGAUAUUUUGUAAA